UUUGUCCCUGAUUAACUUGUAAACAGGAAUUGUACUUUACACCAUGCAAUUUGCCUUAAGGGCUCCAUUCAUACGCACAAAACGGAUUCGUUCACAAUCGAACUAGUCCGCACUAUAAUAAUAAAACUUGGAUGUGACGGUCACUACGUCGGUAUUGUCCGAUUGGUGCGGGUUUAUCGCGCCAAAUUUAAUAUUGUGAAAAAGUGGAUUUUGUGUUUUAGUGAUUAAGUGACUUUCAGGGAUGUUUACUAAAGUCCAAAACAGACAAUAACCACCCCUUACUAAGCCCCAACGAUGCCUAAACGUCAACUUCAAGCAAUUUCACCAUCAACCCUCUUCAAAGAGUUUAGUUCCCGACCAUUUCUCUACGAGGUCUACUACAGCCUUAGGAACAGAGGGAUGCUAAUCUGAAAACAAUUGGAUUAGUGUUAAUUUAGUGUUAAAAAUUGUAAACAAUAAUGAGUUAUAACUGGUAUGGUGCCAAUUGGCAACAGGACCAAGGGCCAAUGGACCACGAGGUGGAAGGUAGCAGUUAUAUGGGAUAUGGAGUUAAUGGUAGUAGUUUGGAUGACAUGAUGAGAUUUAGGCCUAAUAAGACAAUAGAAGACUGCGAACGGCUCUACGUUAAUGAAACCAUCAAACUGCUAAAAACCCACCCCGAUGGUUUCUGUAGGGUGGCCUUCGAUAACAUUUUGUGUUGGCCUCCUACCCCCUAUAACUCGUUGGCGAAGGUCAAAUGCUUUUCCGAGUUUUAUGGAGUUAAAUAUGACGACACCCAGAAUGCCACAAGAGAAUGCACCUUCAACGGCACAUGGAGCACCCCUUUCUACGACUUCUGCACCGCCCUAAAUCCUUACUCAUUGGACGUGGACACUCAAAGUAACAUUUACUUAAUAGGUUACGUCAUAAGCUCCAUCACACUAGCACUGGCCAUUUUCAUAUUCACCUAUUUCAAGGAGCUGCGAUGUCUGAGAAAUAAAAUCCAUAUGAACCUAAUGUGGUCCUAUCUACUUACUUACCUCAUGUGGAUUAUUAUUCUUAUAGAGUUAAAUUUCACGGACCAUAUUGCCGUAACGUGUGUGUUUGUCGUGACCCUGCUCCAUUACUUCCACAUCACUACCUUUUUCUGGAUGUUCGUCGAAGGUUUGUACCUCUACAUAUUAGUGGUGAGGACGCUGACGAGGGAGAGCUUCAAACUAAGGGUCUACGCUCUUAUAGGUUGGGGAACUCCUUUGCUAUUCAUCAUUAUAUGGGCUGUGAUAAAAGGGAUUGCAUUAGAUGCGACCUUCGAACCGGAUCAAAUGGGAGAAAAGUGUCCCUGGUUCAUAGGCCACGAUAUAGACUACAUCUUCCAAGUGCCGACGGUCCUAGUGUUGGUGAUAAAUCUAAUUUUCAUGGUGUCCAUCAUGAUAGUGCUGGUUACUAAGCUACGGUCAGCUAACACCGUGGAAAUCCAGCAGUAUAGGAAAGCUGUGAAAGCUUUGGCGGUGCUGAUUCCUCUUUUAGGGGUUACUUAUGCCAUCACCAUUUACGCCCCCAGUUUGACCAUAUGGGACAUGUUGCGGAGCGCUUUGUUAUCUGUACAGGGUUUUAUGGUGGCGAUCUUCUACUGUUUCCUAAACGCAGAAGUCCAAAACACCGUGAAGCAUCACUUUGAAAACUGGAAAACCCAAAGGAGCCUCGGCCCGAGCCGACUGAGAUCCAGCAGCCGCAGCAAAGACUGGUCGCCCCGAUCCAGAACCGAGAGCUUAAGAAUCACCGAAUGGACCCUGGUCGCCCCCGAAGAUCUCGCCGAUUACCCCCAGGCGAACAAUCAGCGUACGCAACUCACCGUACCGGAGCGCAGGUACAGUACCCCAACCUCACCCAAUCAUCAUCAUCCUCUCCCACCAAUGACCCACAACUCUAAAAAGUACUACAGCGAGACGAACGUGAUCCCCAAAGAGUCACUACUGCUGGUGAGUCAGAGAAAAGAGUCGCUAGUGAAUCAACCGUUGCUGGAACAAAACGAAGAUUCGUUGUCACCCGAUGUGGAAACAGUACCGUUGAGGAAGGAAUCACAGGCGAAUCAGCCACUGCUGGAACAAAUCGAAGAAUCGUCAUCACCGGAAACUGAGAUGAAACUGUUUGAGAUCGCUGUGAUGGUGUCGUAUAAAGAAAACGGAACGGUUAAUGUGAUGCCAAUGAGAACCGGGGGGAGGAACAGGGAUGAUUCUGGUAGAUUCGUAGACGCUUAAGUCUUUUGGUAGAUUAUGCUGCAUGGAUUAACGGGCAACCGAUGAACAUUUACUACAAGAGGGAAUCGUGCAGGUCAGACAUUACCACGACCAGUUUUAUGAACGGGAGCAGUCAGGGGUUCAAUCGCAGCCCCUAUUAUCACCCUAAGCCCCAGCAACAGCUGA
This is a messenger RNA of Anthonomus grandis grandis, 2402 nucleotides long. RefSeq names its product diuretic hormone receptor-like. The transcript has 12 exons. The record is from RefSeq and is a predicted model, not a curated record. Gene Ontology annotation, cellular component: plasma membrane. Gene Ontology annotation, biological process: cell surface receptor signaling pathway; adenylate cyclase-modulating G protein-coupled receptor signaling pathway. Gene Ontology annotation, molecular function: peptide hormone binding; G protein-coupled peptide receptor activity; diuretic hormone receptor activity. The coding region runs from base 459 to 2237 and encodes 592 amino acids. Lineage: Eukaryota; Metazoa; Arthropoda; Insecta; Coleoptera; Curculionidae.